AUGUCUCGAAUUGUACCUCGAUUGGCACGCUUGCGCACGCGACCCUCCCUUAGUGAGUACCAAGAGAUUGAGACAAGACUCAGAAGCUUGCACUGGAACCUUCUUGACGACUCGAUAUCCGCCUAUCCGGCAAAACAAUUGUAUGCCACUUUGCAAUCAAUGAUCGAUCCCACAGCUCGAUUUAUGAAUGGCAACAUGGAAAGUUUGAAUAAACGCUUUUGCAAAGGGAAGGUGGUUCCUUACGGAUACUCUAUGAUCUACUGUAACCCCAUCUCUGGCGAGAACGAGCUGGGAUUCGAUGGCUUCGACAAUUACCAUGCUCCGUGCAGUGCAGAUAAAGACUACUUUUACAGGCGGAUGUGGGUUGCAGGAGGUUUUCAAUUCAAUCCAGACAGGCCCCUGAAGUUUGGAGAUGAAGUUCGUUUUACCGAGACCGUGGAUAAAAUGAGACAGUACAAGCGACUAGAGCAAAUUGGAGUGGACUACAAACGCGAGUACAAAGUGGACAAUGUGUGUCCAUUACAAUCCUAUCUAUGGCUCUCGGUACGAAAACUAUCCCUCGAUAAUAGUUUCUGGGCCAUUGAUGGUCCAGCUGAUGCUCCACUUUUGGCAGCAGCACAAUCCAAAUGCCACAGCACUUUCACUAAAGUACAAAAUCAUCAACCCAUCAUUUGCCAACGAAAGAAUCAACCUGUGCAUUAG
Ogataea angusta is the source of this 702-nucleotide messenger RNA. RefSeq lists its product as uncharacterized. The record is from RefSeq and is a predicted model, not a curated record. Gene Ontology annotation, cellular component: mitochondrion. The transcript is spliced from 2 exons. The coding region runs from base 1 to 702 and encodes 233 amino acids. Gene Ontology annotation, molecular function: (3R)-hydroxyacyl-[acyl-carrier-protein] dehydratase activity. NCBI's taxonomy places the organism in Eukaryota, Fungi, Ascomycota, Pichiomycetes, Pichiales, Pichiaceae.